UGGGGUUUAGACAUCUACAAACUUUUUGGAAUAUUUUAACAAUGAGCCAAACUUCUUGGGGGGUUUUGUGAAAUUUACCAUUUUCUCCUGAUACGAGCUAAGCUGGAGAUAUUUGUCCUUCUCCUUCGUUUUCAUCGUAUCCAAAAUGAUGCAUUGUUCUCUUCUCCUCGUUCACAACGAUGGCGAUAACUGUCACCAUGCGUCCUCUCUUGUUCCCAUUGCCGCCAUUGGACAUAAUCCUGUAACAGAAAAGCUUGCACUUGCAGUGAACAGAGAGAGCAGAGCAAUUCUCAUGGACAUUGCUCAAGUUGAUUCAUUCUUUCUCUUUGGAAGCAUAAUAAUUGUCAUUGUUCUUGCAAUCCUGAUAGCGAUCUUAUGGAAAUGUAUCAAGCCAGAGAAGUUACAGAAGCUGUUAAAAUCCACCAAAACACCCCCAGGUAAACUUACGUUUUUCGAUUAAAAAAAAUAGAAGACCAAAAACUGUCUUAACUACUUGGACUACCGAACCCUGAAGAAAGCAACAAACAACUUCCACCACAAUAACCAACUUGGUAGGGGAGGGUUUGGGCCAGUCUACCAGGGAGUGUUAGAUAAUGGGACGAUGAUUGCGGUGAAGCAGCUGUCGCUUGGAAAGUCUCAGCAAGGGGAGUCGGAAUUUCUCACUGAAGUUAGAAUGAUAACCAGCAUCCAGCACAAAAAUCUCGUUCGUCUUGUCGGUUGCUGCUCUGACGGUGCACAAAGGCUACUUGUGUAUGAAUACAUGAAGAAUAAAAGCUUGGAGAGUAUACUGUACGGAAAUUGUGCAACUUUCCUCAACUGGAAGACUCGGUUUCAAAUCAUUCUUGGCAUAGCUCGGGGAUUACAGUACCUUCAUGAAGACUCAAAUUUAAGGAUUGUGCAUAGAGAUAUCAAACCUAGCAACAUCCUGCUUGAUGACAAAUUUCAACCUAAAAUUGGUGAUUUUGGGUUGGCAAGGUUCUUCCCAGAAGACCAGGCAUAUCUUGACACCACAUUUGCUGGAACGCUAGGCUAUACUGCACCAGAAUACGCUAUCAGAGGAGAGCUAUCAGAAAAGGCAGACAUAUACAGUUUCGGGGUUCUUGUGCUUGAGAUCGUUAGCUCGAGAAAGAACACAGACCUUUCGCUACCAGCUGAGAUGCAAUACCUCCCAGAAUAUGCAUGGAGAUUGUAUGAAAAAUCAAAGAUUAUCGAUUUGGUCGAUCCUAGACUGCAAGCUGAUGGAAUAGUGGAAGCUGAUGUGCUAAAAACCUGUCAAAUAGCUUUCCUUUGUCUCCAGCCGCUUCCUAGCACAAGGCCACCAAUGUCCGAGGUAGUUGCCAUGUUAAUGCAAAAACAAGAAGAUAUUCCAAAGAAACAAAAUGUUUUUAUACGAGAGUUUAUCUGA
Molecule: messenger RNA, 1405 nt
Organism: Asparagus officinalis (garden asparagus)
Lineage: Eukaryota; Viridiplantae; Streptophyta; Magnoliopsida; Asparagales; Asparagaceae
Product: probable LRR receptor-like serine/threonine-protein kinase At1g56130
Exons: 7
Biological process (GO): protein phosphorylation
Molecular function (GO): ATP binding; protein kinase activity
Source: RefSeq, a predicted model, not a curated record